Messenger RNA from Onychostoma macrolepis, 3301 nucleotides. RefSeq names its product adhesion G-protein coupled receptor G1-like. Gene Ontology annotation, biological process: adenylate cyclase-activating G protein-coupled receptor signaling pathway; cell surface receptor signaling pathway. Gene Ontology annotation, molecular function: G protein-coupled receptor activity. Gene Ontology annotation, cellular component: membrane. Lineage: Eukaryota; Metazoa; Chordata; Actinopteri; Cypriniformes; Cyprinidae. The coding region runs from base 16 to 2433 and encodes 805 amino acids. The record is from RefSeq and is a predicted model, not a curated record. The transcript is spliced from 18 exons.
GCCAAAUAAAUUUGCAUGUUUGCAAAUGAACUGUAUGUCAGUGUCCAGCGGCUCGGAGCUGCGGCUCAUAAUCCGACGGUUUCGUAUGUGGACGCAUCAAACUCUUGGACUGUGGACUUUAUCUCAAGAAUGCAGCUGUCUCUGGGAAUUAUGUUUUGGAAAAAGCAGAAUUUGCUGUGGCUGAUGAUCGUCUGUUGUGCUACGUGCCAGAUAACCUGCUCAAAAAAAAUAAUGAUAAUUGGUGAGACUUUGACAUAUGCAAAUUUCCGGAGCUUCAAUAGAUCAACCUGUCCAGCUAUAAACGUGACGUGUUCACCAGAGUAUGAAAUACUGAUAGGAGAUUUUUGCAUAGUAAAUGUCAAACAAAACACCUCUUCCCUGGGACAAUGCGAAUCAUACCAUUUCAACAUAACAAACAAUGGGGGGAAAUAUGAAGUAAGAAUGAAUGCAAUGGCUGAAAACAUAACAAUGUUGUUUCUCCCAAAUGGAUCUCAAUGUCUUCCAUCAAAUGUCCUGAAUUCAACAGGAUCCACAUCAAAUCAUAUUGGGACUUGCCAGACAUGGCAAAGCACCAGUUACAGCCCCACCACCAGCCAAUCUACUACCACCAUUACUAACAAACCUAGCAACUGCCCUUCCAUCACCACCACCUGCAAUGCCAGUAAUCCAGAUGCAUGUUGUUUGAAAAUCCCUCCUGUUGAUCCUGAAAAGACAUGUAGAAACGCUACAUAUGGAUAUGAUACAUGCAGUGGGAACGAACAAAGCAAACACAUUCUGCAUUUAAAUGGGAGUGAAUGGAUGUGUGUGACCUGCAUUGAUGGAAGAUCGACAACUCACAAUCCAACUACCAGUUUUGUGCCAUAUGGGACAACUCCCGCGCCAACUGUCCCACCGCCUGAGGUGACUUUCAAUCUACCAGCUGGGCAGAACGACACAGAAACACCACAGACAAACACAGAUAAAGUUGAGCCCCAAAAGGCAGCAGAAAACUUGAACAAAGUAGAGUCGCUGGUGGAGCUGAUGGAAAAAAGCAAUAAAACCAAUGCGGCGAUUAUCAUCGGGGAUGUUAUUGGUGUUUUACAAAGACAACCCAAGGACAAGCCAACCAAAGACAUCAAGAUAUGCUACUCUUCAAGCCAGAACAUGAUAAACGUUGUUGAGAGCAACCGGGCAGGUUAUCCCUGGUCUGUAAGGAUUCCCAGUGAAGCCUUUGAUAAAUCACGUCAAGAAAACAAUGGAAGUGCAUUUGUUGGAGUUUUACGAUUCAUAAACAUGGGAAAUAAGGAUGAAACUAAAACUCACACUGUUUUGAACAAUGAGAGUUAUGGAAUAACGAUGGGUGCCAACAUCUCCAACCUUACAGACAAUAUUGACAUGACCAUUAAAAAGAAAAAUCUGGUUGGAAAUGUGUCCUGCGUUUCUUGGAAUGGCAAAGGAACGCUUAAUUGGACGACGUUCGGCUGUGAGACAAAAAUCGACAACAACACCAUAAAGUGCUCCUGCUCACAUCUGACGUUCUUUGCAGUGCUGAUGUCUCUGCCAGAUGCAAACGUCACAGCACCGCAUCUGGAAUCGUUGACCUUAAUUUCUUCUAUCGGCUGCGGCAUCUCCAUGUUUUUUAUGGCCAUCGCUUUAUUCAUGCAUUUCCUGCUACGGAAAGCCAAAUCAAAUCAGGCCACGAAGAUCUUGAUGAACAUGUUUGUGGCUUUGUUUCUACUGAAUGCCUCGUUUUUGUCAAACGAGAGCGUCGCUAACACAGAAGACAACGCUGCGUGCGUCUUCAUAGCGCUGCUCCUGCAUUACUCCAUGCUGGCCUCAUUCACCUGGUUCUUCAUUCAAGCUCUUCAUAUGUACUUAUGGCUCCUCAGACAGAACGUCACCAUCACAAACUACACGAGGAAGAUCACCGUGUUGGGCUGGGUGUGUGCUGCUCCGAUAGUCGUUGCUAUUGCUUCUGUAGGAGGAUAUGAAGCAGUGACCCUAAGCACUACAUCUGGAAAAAUUGCACGAAUGUGCUGGACUACAAAUCGUUACAUUCACUACAUAGUGAACAUCGGCUACUAUGCUUUAGUUUUCGUCUUCACGACAGGAAUCUUCAUCAUGAUCGUCACUAAGGUCGUUCAGGCCAGAAACAUGAAAGCAACUGACGGCAAGAGAAAGACGUUCAGAAAGCAGCUGAUGAUGGUGUUGAGUUUGUUCCUGCUCUUCGGUCUGACGUGGUCUGUGGCGUUCUUCAGUUAUGGACCGAUGCUCAUUCCCUCAUAUUACAUAUUCACUGUGUUGAACUCAUUACAGGGGUUUUUCCUCUUUCUGUACUACUACCACAUUCACAAUGACGUCGCGGGGCAUUUCUCUGAUGAUCCAGAUAGCACCGACUCCAACACAACCAUCACUCAAUCCAGCAUUACUGCCGUGGAAAAUAUUUAUAACUAGCAUAAUUAGGACAGAAGGCCUUCUUUGUCUCAGACUUUCUUAGACUGAUUUCUUAAACUGAUCUGUCGUUGUUUAAGAGGAAACUGUGUAUUCUCACCAAAAUCAAGCUCAAAAACAGCACAAAGACAUAAGUCAUUUAUGAACAAGAAAGAACUGUUUAAAAUGAUGCAUGCACAUAAUAACCCUAAAAGGAAUCCAUUUUAGUGAAAAAACUCAAAAUAAUUGACUGACACUUUAUUGUAGAAAGUCUGAAUAUGAUAUAACCUGAUAUCACUGAUGUUCAAUUUAUUGAGCGUUAUAAUCUUCAUUCUGUCCUCUAUACGUGAUUAUGUGCGUGCCAGAGUGACUCAAACAACACUGAACCUCUUUUACUAAACAAAUUUGCAUCUUCAGGAUGAAAGUAAUGUCCACAUUUCUUUGGAUUCAUAUGUUUUUAUGGUUAUUAUUAGAUAUAGCAGCUUAAUAAAAUCCACACAUAUGGAUAUGCUGUAUAUUUGAAAACAACAUACAAAAACUGUCAGAAACAACAAUUUAAAAAAAAAAAAAAUUUGCAUUAUUUAAUGUGGUUUACAACUACAGAUGCUGUUAUCUCUGAAUGACUGUCAUGAAGCUAUAAAAUGUCAUUGUUCACCAUGAUGGACUUUCAGAGGCUCCAAAAUUAUUUUUUCACUUCAGUCAGACUUGUAAAUAUGUGAAUGUACUUCAAAUAUGUGAAAGAUUGUAUUUCAUUGUUUCUAUGAUAAAAAGUUCAAACUUAUGAAUGUGAAUGUAAAUAUUGAUUUAAAUGUUUAAAAUUUAAAACUUUGAUUUAAAAAUUUAUUUAAAUAUUGUCUAAUUGCCUCUAAUAAAGGUUAAGAUUUUAUUGGCA